CCCGCUGAAAGUUUGUGUGUAAAUUCCUUUGCAUGCUCCAGCAAAAUGUAAACAAACAAAAAUUGCUUGCACAUUUGACAAGAAUUUAAUGGAAAUUAGUGGAAAUUACUGUGCAAAAAGCGAGCAAACCUAAUAGAGGCAACGAAAACUGAUUAACCGGCAGAAAUUCACUAUGAAAUAACACGAGAUAAAAGGCUGCCGGUUGAAAGUGGCAAAGGAGUACUAAAUACCCACAAACACACUCACAUACAUACAUCCAUUAUCUAUUAGACCACAAACAGUAUUGCACUAACACACAAAAAAGAGAAUUUCAGUGCUCAAUCCGUAGAAUCAAACAAUAUUUGAACAGUUAAUUGCAAGAGAGCGUCGCCCGCCGAUCAGAUCAACAUUUUCGCUCCAACGCCGCCGCCCACGCUAUAAAUAGAAUGGAAGGCACCAACACACGUUAACCAACAACUAGCGCCAUGUGUGUGUGUGCGUGGAGAGCGAUUGCAAAAGAGCCGUUACUCUCUCGCAUAACACGCUCGCCAAACAGGUUUUCGAGCAAGAGCAAGAGAGAGAUGACUACAAUUCGACUGCGACACACAUUUUUUUCCUGCUCGCUCAACAGUUUUUUUCGCCGCUCCACAAGAUCCGGAGCUGUUUUGCUGCUGUUCUGCUUGCUGCGUGUUUGUGUGCCUAAAAACCUGCAGCAGAUUUGUGAAAAUUGGAAAACCAACGGCCCUGGGCCCGUGCACAAACAUUGAUAUCAACGGAAAGGCAGCGCGAGAGCCGCAGCCCCGCAAAAAGAGACAGCCCCAGAGAGAGAGAGAAACACGCUGAUGUAACUGUAUGUGUGAGCGCAGUAUCUGUAGAAAAUGUUCUCUGACGAUGACGGCAAACAGUUUGAUGACGGCGGCGUACAACGCACGAGAAACGUGCUGACGCUGGAGGAGCGUGUGGCGGUCAUUCGACAGUACGACAUUCUGCCGCUGUAUAGCAAGAUAGCCAAGAAUUUCAACUGCAGCUGGGAGCAGAUCAAGAGCAUUGUGUCCAAUCGUGAGGCCAUUAUGGAGUGCUAUGAAGCCUCGCGCCGCCACAACGAUCCGCCCAAUGAGGAGGUGCGCGGGCGCAAACUCAACUUUCUGGGCCUCUGCCUGUACGAGUACAUGAAAAGGGCGCAGUACUAUCUGCACGUGGACAUCAACGAGGAGCUGAUACGCACCAAGGCGGUGGAGUUUCGGAAUCUGAUGCACAUCGAGGGCUUCAUGCCGAACAAGCCGUGGAUCAAUCACUUCAAGGCUGCCUACAACAUCACGCUAUCGAAUCGAAAGAUCACAAUGACACGCAAGCCAUCACGCUCCAUGGACCUCAGCGACAUUAUGUCCUACUGCGGCCGGCACACGUCCAUGUGCAAGAAUAUGGUCAAUAGUCCAGAGCUGCCAGCACCAGCAGCCACACCAACCAUGAGCCAAGACGGACAUUUGGCUACACCGCGCUCCCUGUACCGCACCAAGACACUGGUGGCCGCCUCUAGUCAGAAUCAGGCCACCCUCGUGGAGGUUCAGCAACGACGCAAGCGAAAGAUUAACUUUCUGGAGAAGGCGCUCUACGAGUACAUCGCACGCUCACAGAUCCACCAAAAGGGCAGACCCGACAUGGACAACCUGCGCUCCGUGGCCAUCAGUCUGCGCGACAUACUCAAAAUUGAGAAUUUCUUUCCCGACAAAAUAUUCUUCAACCACUUCAAGAGCCACUACAACUUUAGCUUCUCGCAGGGCGUGCCGCUAAACCAUCGCAGAGUGCCCUUGUCCCUGGAUCUGCGUGACAUUGUCAGCUACUGCGGCCGUAACGAUAGUCGCUAUGCGGAGCAGGAGCGCUCCAGUGUGCGUCUGGAUCCCAAGACAAGUGCGGAGACGGAUGAAGCGAAGGCAAAUGAAGGUCUAUCCCCUGUCCAGCAGCUGUUGUUGUCUCCAAGGAGGGACUCCUCGGACCAAACAAUCGAAGGUUGUGUUGCUGCUGAUGAAGACGAUGACUGCAUCGCCAUUGAGGAGCCACCCGAACUGAUCGAAAUCAACGACGAUGAGGAUGAACCCGAGAACGCCACGCAGCCAGCAAAGCGCACAAGCCAACACUUAGCUGAGUCGGCUGCUCCUCCACUCAAGAUACAGAAAGUUGAGUCCCUCCAUGCCGUCACAGCUGCACCGCCAGUUGCUGCUCCUACUACCAGCAAUGAGGCAGAGUUGGAGCCAGAGCUGCCCCGUUGUGUGCAGAACUAUGAGGAUGCAUUGCUUCUGCUCAAGCCGCUGGAGGAUUUUGCGCUCAUGGAGAAAAACUAUCGCGCCAUUGGGCUGCUUGUUCAGCUGGAGCAGAUCUUUAAGAAGAAUGACCAGAAGUUAAGGAAACAGUAGGAGAAAAUGUACCAAAUAUUAGCCUGAAGCUGAAUGGACACAAUACAUUAAGAAGAAUUAGUUGCUGAAAUGAUUGAAUUCCAAUUGGAAAAGAAAACUUGUACAAAGUAUAAAGUGAAAUGUAAUUAUUUAACUGAAGGCAGUGUUUAUUUUUAACUUCUUUAUUAACUUAAAGAGAGUACAAAGUAACCAAAAUAUUAACAAAAUAAUAAUAUAUCUUAUUUCGUACCAGUUUAAAUGAUUGAAAUCAAUUGAAUUGUAACUUGGUGAAGAAAACUUGUGAAUAUUUAUAAGUGAAGUGCAGUUUUUUG
Molecule: messenger RNA, 2701 nt
Organism: Drosophila subobscura
Lineage: Eukaryota; Metazoa; Arthropoda; Insecta; Diptera; Drosophilidae
Exons: 3
Coding region: 858-2390 (510 amino acids)
Molecular function (GO): DNA binding
Source: RefSeq, a predicted model, not a curated record